GGUAGGCAUUGAGGCAUAUAUGUGGGGGCAACCCGGUGUAGGUGCAGUUGUGAGGAUUUGUGUAUCAAAUGGUGCUGAGUGGAGAUGUGAUGGUGUGGAUUUGGGGGCGCAGCGGUGACGAUUUGGAGAUGCAGAAGCAGUACUGUGGGGUUACGGUGCCAGCAACCUGGGGGCUGCGCUCCAGGAGAUCGGAGGCUGCAGCGGUGGGGUUUUGGGGUUGCAAUGGUUGCAGCACGGGAUGCGGCUGCACCGUUUUGCCAGGGGGCUGCGUUGAUGCCCACAGCCCUGCGUUUCCCCCCCUCCCUCAUGCUGAGCCCCCCCUGCUCCAUUAUCAGCGCGGCGUGCCGGAUCAGUGGGGCCAUGUGACGCUGGCGGCAGCUGGUGGCCCCGUGGCAGCUUGUUUGCUGCAGGCGAGCAGCCCGGGCGCGCUCGCUUUGUUCCAUAAGCUGCAGCCCCGCCGCCACGAGCUGCUUACUGCAUGAGCCAUGAGUCGAAGUCGCCUUCCUUAGGAAUGCUCUCCACCGCCACUCGCACCACCGCCACCGUCAGCCCCCUGACCCCCUCCCCUCUCAACGGCUCCAUCGUCCCCAAUGGCAGCCCGGCGGCCAGCAGCACUUUGUCCGUCCAGGCAGCGCCGUCCUCCAGCUUCGCCGCCGCCCUGCGCAAACUCGCCAAGCAAGCUGAGGAGCCCAGAGGUUCCUCGAUAAGCAGCGAGUCGUCGCCCGUCUCCUCACCAGCCACCAACCACAGCUCACCUGCCAGCACGCCCAAACGUGGCCCCAUGGGCCCCAUCAUUGUGCCCCCGGGGGGACACAGUGUGCCCAGCACGCCGCCCGUCGUCACCAUCGCCCCCACCAAGACAGUCAAUGGGGUGUGGAGGAGCGAGGGCAGGCAGCAAGAAGCAGGGUCACGAGGCAGCAGCAGCAGCAGCCGUGAACGGCUCAUCUCUGAGCCCCCUCUGACACAGGAGAAAGCAGGGGCUCCCACGGUCCCAACGCACCUCCUGGGCACUCCAUACUCCUUUGGGCUGCCCCCCAGCUCUGUGGUCCAGGACUCCCGCUUCCCACCUCUCAACCUGCAGCGUCCCGUGCACCACGUGGUGCCACCCAGUGCUGUCACUGAGGAUUACCUGCGCAGCUUUCGGCCCUACCACACAGCUGAGGACCUCCGCAUGUCCUCACUGCCACCUCUUGGCUUGGACCCAGCUGCAGCUGCUGCGUAUUACCACCCCAGCUACCUGACACACCACCCCUUCCCUCACCCUGCCUUCAGGAUGGACGACUCCUACUGCCUCUCAGCGCUGCGGUCCCCCUUCUACCCACUGCCGGCCCCAGGCUCGCUGCCCCCCCUGCACCCCUCUGCCAUGCACCUGCACCUGUCAGGUGUGAGGUACCCUGCCGAGCUCUCGCACUCCUCGCUCUCCGCACUGCAAUCGGAGCGCAUCUCCAGCCUGGCUGCUGAGAGGUUGCAAAUGGAUGAGGAGCUGCGGCAGAGGGAAAGGGAACGCGAGAGGGAACGGGAGAAGGAACGGGAGAGGGAAGCGGACCGGGAGAGGGAGAAGGAACGGGAACGGGAGCGUGAGAAGGAGCUGGAGAGGGAACGUGAGAAGGAGCGGGAGCUGGAAAGGCAGCGGGAGCGUGCCCGGGAGAAGGAGCUGAGCAUGGUGAAAGCCAUGGAGAGCCCCUUCCUGCCUGUGGCCGAGCUCCAUGCUCUGCGGGGGCACCCGGCUGAAGAGCGCAGCAAGCUGCCGGAGCCCGGCAGAGCAGAGAAACUGAAGGACUCGGUGCUGCCCACGCCGAAGCCCCUCCAGCACCCUCUGCACCCACCACCCACCUCGCACCACCCCGUGCCCAGCCUCAUCCCCAACCACAACGUCUUCCCCCUGCCCGGCAGCAGCGCGGCCACGGCGUUGCUCAUCCACCGCACCAACGAGGAGGAGAAGUGGCUGGCCCGGCAGCGCCGCCUGCGCCAGGAGAAGGAGGACCGCCAGUCCCAGGUGUCAGAGUUUCGCCAGCAGGUGCUGGAGCAGCACCUCGACAUGGGGCGCACCCCGAGCCAGCCUGAGCCCGAGCACCGGCCUGACAACCCCAGGUCGGGACCAAGCCGCCAUGAGCCGAGCAUCCGUGAGCCAGGGCAGCACUUCGGUGGUCCGCCGCCACUCAUCUCCCCCAAACCCCAGCACCACCCCAUCACCACAUCCCUCUGGAACCCUGUCUCCCUGAUGGAGAGCCCCUCGGAGCCCCCCCGGCGCCUCCCUGAGCCUCACGUCCUCCACGGCCACCCGGCCCCCUUUGAACCCAGCCGGCAGGGCAUCCCACUGGUGAAGGUGGAGAGAGUCUUCUGCCCCGAGAAGCUGGAAGACAGUGCCAGGAAAAGGGAUGCGCUGGAGAAAUACCCCCUGCCACGAGAGCCCAGCGCUGCGGAGCACACAGGCUUCACCCACACACCAUUCCUAGCCGAGCUGGAGAAAUCCACGCAAAGCAUCCUGAGCCAGCAGAGACCCCCGGCCACCCCUUUUGGGGAGGUGACCAAGCCCAGCUCGCCCUACAGACCCCCCCAGCCCCGCGCACAGGACCCCAUGUACAUCUAUGAUGAGUUCGUGCAGCAGCACCGCAGGUUGGUCAGCAAGCUGGACCUGGAGGAGCGCCGGCGACGGGAAGCCAGGGAGAAAGGUUACUACUACGACCUGGAUGACUCCUGCGAUGACAGUGACGAGGAGGAGGUGCGGGCACAUCUCCGGUGCGUGGCCGAGCAGCCCCCGCUGAAGCUGGACACAUCCUCUGAGAAGCUGGAGUUCCUGCAGCUCUUCGGCCUCACCACGCAGCAGCAGAAGGAGGAAUUACUGAGCCAGAAGCGGCGCAAGCGCCGGCGGAUGCUGCGGGAGCGCAGCCCCUCACCACCCACGGUGCAGAACAAGCGCCGCACGCCCUCCCCACGCCUCCCCCUCUCCACCCGCUACAGCCCCGACGAGAUGAACAACAGCCCCAACUUCGAGGAGAAGAAACGCUUCCUCACCAUCUUCAACCUCACGCACAUCAGCGCUGAAAAGAGGAAAGCUUCCCAUGCGGCAGACAAGGAGAAGCUGGUGGAGAUGCUGCAGGCCAUGAAGCAGAAGCCAACGCCGGCCGCCGUGGUGGUGAAGAGCUCUCCACGGGACAGCCCCAGCGGCCCCGCUGCCGAGCCACCGCUGCUGCUGGACCCGGAUAAGCCCGUUGGCAUCGUAGCCUCAGUGCCCGAGGUGCAGAAGCCAUCAGAGCCGGGCAGAGUGGAGCCUUUGAGGACUGCAGAGCUGCCCAGGGUGAAGGAGCCGGCUGAGAAGCCUCGGCUGAGCGACGGGCACUCGGGGAAGAAGGCACUGAGCAUCCUCAGCUAUGUCAGGGGCCCUCUGCCCAAGGACGUCCCUGUGCCGCUGUCCCACAGCAUGAAUGGCAAAAGCAAGCCUUGGGAGCCCUUUAUUGCUGAGGAGUUUGCCCACCAGUUCCACGAGUCUGUGCUGCAGUCCACGCAGAAGGCGUUGCAGAAGCACAAAGGGGGGACGGCGGAGCAGAACCACAAGCUGGAUGCCUCCAUCCACUACAACAUCCCUGAGCUUCAGGCCUCCAGCCGCCCUCCUGCCCCACACAAUGGCACGGCCGAGGGGCACCGGGCGCUCGCCCCACCGCUGCCACGGGACCGCCGUGACUCGGCCUCUGAGGAUGAGGAGGAGGAAGACGAGGAGGAGGAUGAGGAGGAGUGCCCCAGGCCCAAGUGGCAAGGGAUCGAGGCAAUUUUUGAAGCUUACCAGGAACAUAUAGAAGAACAAAACCUGGAGCGCCAAGUGCUGCAGACACAGUGCCGGCGGCUGGAGGCCCAGCACUACAGCCUGAGCCUGACGGCAGAGCAGCUUUCGCACAGCAUGGCGGAAUUAAGGACCCAGAAGCAGAAGAUUGUCUCAGAACGAGAGAGACUGCAAGCAGAGCUGGAUCACCUGCGGAAGUGCCUUGCCUUGCCUGCAAUGCAGUGGUCUAGGGGUUAUUUCAAGGGGUAUCCCAGGUGACCCUCCUUGGGCUAUAGGCCGAACAUAUAGUCUAGAAAUAAUAAUCUAUUUUAUUACCUUGAAUAUUUAAUAUUUUUCACUGGGAGGUUUGAAGCUAAAAAAAAAAAAAAAAUAAUAAUAAAUAAAAUAAUAAUAAUAAUAAUUAAAAAAAACAAAAAGCAAAGCAACAAAACAAAAGCAAACGGAGAAUGUGCCAUGCAUGAAGCAAAGGGCGGCGGAGGGGGGGGAUGUGAGGGAGGCUGGGCUCUGACCUUGUGUCCCCCCCCCCCCCCCUCCUUC
Molecule: messenger RNA, 4315 nt
Organism: Lagopus leucura (white-tailed ptarmigan)
Lineage: Eukaryota; Metazoa; Chordata; Aves; Galliformes; Phasianidae
Gene: GSE1
Product: Gse1 coiled-coil protein
Exons: 16
Coding region: 479-4036 (1185 amino acids)
Source: RefSeq, a predicted model, not a curated record